This is a messenger RNA of Laetiporus sulphureus 93-53, 1876 nucleotides long. Its product is annotated as DUF21-domain-containing protein. The record is from RefSeq and is a predicted model, not a curated record. Gene Ontology annotation, cellular component: intracellular membrane-bounded organelle. Lineage: Eukaryota; Fungi; Basidiomycota; Agaricomycetes; Polyporales; Laetiporaceae. Gene Ontology annotation, biological process: magnesium ion homeostasis. The transcript is spliced from 18 exons. The coding region runs from base 26 to 1501 and encodes 491 amino acids.
CCUCACUGGCUUUCCUUCUGCAUUCAUGGCAACCGUACAGUUUCUUCUCUUGCUGCUGCUACAUGCCACGCAGCUUAUCCAUGCUAGUCCGACAACCACCUACGAGGUCCCGCUAGGCAACGAAGCUUUCGGAGAGGAGCCCGGACCUUCCGAGUUCUGGUACAAGCUGAUUGUCAGCAUUGCUCUCGUUCUUGCAGGUGGUGUGUUCGCGGGGUUAACUCUGGGUCUGAUGGGACUGGAUGAGUUGCACCUCCGCGUCCUCGCUACAUCGUCGGAUGACCCAGUCGAGAGAAAGAAUGCGCAGAAGGUUCUGCGACUUCUAACUCAUCGCCGCCAUUGGGUAUUGGUGGUGUUGCUUUUAGGCAAUGUUAUCGUAAACGAAAGUCUGCCUGUAUUCCUGAAUAGUGCUCUUGGUGGGGGUUUAGCGGCAGUCAUCAUUGCUACAACAAUGAUAGUGAUAUUUGGCGAAAUCAUACCUCAGGCCGUUAGUGUCCGGUAUGGCCUCUCAGUUGGCGCAUCAUGCGCUCCCAUUGUGUUGGGCAUGAUGUAUCUAUUCGCGCCUAUCGCAUGGCCCAUUGCGAAACUUUUAGACUACCUCCUGGGCGGAAACGACGCGCACACGUACAAAAAGGCUGAGUUGAAAUCCUUCUUGGCAUUUCAUCGUCAGGGAGAAGAGCCAUUACGCGACGAGGAAAUUAGUAUUUUGAACGGCGUGCUGGAGCUCAACAAUAAACACGCAGAAACUAUUAUGACACCGAUGAAGGACGUUGUUACGAUUAGUUCAGAUCAGAUUCUCGACCACGAUACCGUCGAUUUAAUAUUGCGAAGCGGAUAUUCGCGCAUUCCAGUGCACAGGCCAGGAAGUCCGCUUGCAUUCGAAGGACUACUGCUCUUGAAGAAGUUGAUCAUAUAUGACCCCUCUCAACGACUGCCCGUUUCGUCGUUUGCGCUUUCAAUUUUGCCCGAGGCGGAUCCGUCAAUCAAUUGUUUCCAGGCUCUGGACUACUUCCAGACCGGCCGCGCGCAUUUACUACUGCUUAGUAAAACUCCUGGAGCGGAGGGUGGCGCGAUAGGCGUGGUCACUCUCGAAGACAUCAUCGAGGAAAUCAUAUCAGAGGAGAUUGUAGAUGAGACAGACCGCUAUGAAGAUAACCAAAGCAAGCGCCGUGCAAGGCGUCUCAAGAACGCGGCAGUGAUGCGGGGCAUCGUUGAAUACCAUGUCAGUCGAAGGAACUCCCAAAACACUGUCCCCACAACGAGCGAACGUAUGCCACUCUUCAGCCGAAACAACAGCGGUACACCGUCGCAAACCAGUAGGAGUCGGGUCGAUACAGUGCAGAGCGGCACUGAAUGUUCAACGCCGUCGUCGGUCGGAAGUCUGCAUUCGGAACGUACGAUAAUGCCUGAUAGCAAUGGUAUGACAGUGCCGCAGUAUGGCAGUGUGGCGGUCGGAUCACCAAAGGUUGUGCCGGGGGAGAUGAACGGAUCGGAAUCAAAGUGACUGCAACCACUUAUAUGUGUCUCGUACGGACUGGCAGUGCAUCUAUUUGUUCAAAGGCUGAUCAUUUCGGCUAGCAGGGUUCAGUCUCCAGUUAGCGCACUUGGGCCAGCUCUAAUGAUUUCCCUUGGUGUGACAUAUAUGUGCUCCUUACGUUGGGAAGACCUUUAUGAAACUCAGAGUGUCAGGUUUAGGACCAGCGUUAGAGGGGAGAUGCAGUUCUCGACAACGCAGCAAAGUAUAUCCCUGGCAGGCUUACCUGAGCUCCCAUCCUCGCCAACAUAUAUCCUACCGGUGGUACCGAAGUGUAAGUACUACUGCCUUUUAGUGUAUUAGUCAAGAGCACUGGCAGUUUCUGUUCCUUUCACGAGACAAGCA